AUAACAGAAACAAGAUGAUCUUUUGGAAUUUCCUUCUGGGGGUUCUGCUGCACUACCCUCUCCAGGGAGCUCUGGCACAGCUGCCGACUCAACCGGAAAACUGCUCUGGCAAAAGUCAGAUCUCCUUCAGUCACUCAUACAAGAUUGACGUGCCCAAGUCCUCUCAGAUCCAAGUGGAUCCAGACCCACGUCCCCUCCAAGAUGACAGUCACACACUGCUGUCGACUGGUGAAAUGCAGGAGGGCGAGGAGCAAAAUAUUAUAUUCAGGCACAACAUUCGUCUGCAGACUCCCAAAGGUGACUGUGAACUUCUAGGCCAGCUCAAGGCUUUGUUGGAAAGGCUGGAGAAGAUAGAGUUGGAAGUGCGACAUCUGAGGGGGAUCUGUGCUCCUCAGAGGUGCUGUGGCAGAGCCCAAGAAGUUUCAUCCUGCAGCGGCCACGGAGUUUUCAUCCAAGAGGUUUGUGCCUGCAACUGUGACGAAGGCUGGGAAGGCCAGGACUGCUCCCGCCCUACCUGCCCAGGAAACUGCAAUGGUAACGGGCGCUGCGUUGGUGGCCGGUGCAUCUGCAAUGCACGUUAUGCUGGCGAGGAUUGCAGCCGGCUCCUGUGUCCUGAGAAUUGCAGUGGAAAUGGGGUCUGUGUGAAUGGCGUAUGUCACUGCUACAAGGAGUUCAUUGGUGAGGACUGCAGUGAGAAGAGGUGCCCCAACGACUGCAGUGGGAAUGGAUAUUGUGACACUGGAGAGUGUUACUGUGAGGACGGCUUCAUUGAGCUUGACUGCUCUAAAGUGCUUGCUCCCCAGAAUGCACGAGUCCUCAAGACCACAGAAGAUUCCCUGGCCAUUGGCUGGGAUAAGGUGGUGGAUGUGGAUGGUUAUCUCAUCAGCUACUUUCCUGUUGGGUAUGAAGCCUCUGUCAUGCAAGUGCGAGUGUCCAAAGAUCAAACCACCUAUGAGAUUCUGGGUCUUCUUCCUGGCACAAAGUAUAUUAUUACUCUCCGCAAUGUAAAGAAGGGGAUUGCCAGUGACCCAGAACUCCUGCAAGCCAGCACAGAGGUCUCUGCCAUUGGUGCUAUAUGGGUGACAGAAGAGACAGAUAAUUCCCUGGAAGUGGAGUGGGAGAAUCCUUCAACAGAGGUGGAUUAUUACAAGCUGAGGAUCAGCUCUUUGCUCCGGCCAGGGGAGGAGAAGGAGGUGCUGGUUCCGAAAAGCAGUGAUGCCAAGAGCAGAUAUGUUAUCACAGGCCUGAAGCCAGGAACCCAGUAUGUGAUCACCGUCAUAUCUAUGAAGGAUGAGAUGGAAGGGAAGCCGUCCUCUGUGAACGGCUGGACAGAUAUUGAUGGCCCAACUGAUCUGGUAACCAACCAAGUAACAGAAGACACAGCUACCAUUUCUUGGAAUGGGGCCCAGGCUCCAAUAGAUAGAUAUGUGGUGAGCUACACCUCAGCUGAUGGUGACACCAAAGAGAUCUCUGUGGGGAAGGACAAGAAAACCACUACCCUGGUGGGUUUACAUCCAGGCAUGGAGUAUACCAUCUAUAUCUGGGCUGUGAAGGGAACCCAACAGAGCAGGAAGGCAAGCAUAACAGCUGAAACAGAGAUAGACGGCCCUACAAACCUGAAAACAGACCAAGCAACAGAGAACACAGCCACUAUCUCUUGGAAUAAGGCAUUGGCUCCUAUAGACCGAUACAUACUUAGCUACACCUCUGCUGAUGGAGACACCAGAGAGAUCACGGUUGGGAAGGAUAAGACCAGCACCACCUUGACUGGACUGAAGCCAGGCAUGGAAUAUGUCAUCUACAUCUGGGCUAUGAAGGGGAGCCAGCAGAGCAAGAGGACAAUCACAAAGACACUGACAGAAAUUGACCCUCCCAGGAAUGUCCGUGUGUCAGACGUAACACAGUCCAGUGGAUUGGUCACUUGGACACCACCUGAUGCUCAGAUCAGUGGCUAUCUUCUCACCUAUCGGGAACCAGAUGGUACUAUCAAGGAAGUGCGGUUAGGUCCUAAUGAGGAAAGGUUUGUCCUCGAAGGCCUUACUCGAGGAACCAAAUACACCAUACAUAUCAUGGCCUUUAAGGGAGACCGCUGGAGUCGAAAAACAACCACCACUUUUUCUACAGUCAGUUUGCGCUAUCCCUUCCCUGCGGACUGCAGCCAGACCCAGGAAAACGGACACUCUGCCAGCGGCAUGUACACCAUCUACCUGAACGGUGACGUCAACAGACCCCUGCAGGUGUACUGUGACAUGGCCACUGAUGGAGGUGGAUGGAUAGUGUUUCAGAGACGGAACACAGGGCAGCUGGAUUUCUUUAAGCGCUGGAGGAAUUACGUUGAAGGCUUUGGAGACCCUGCUGGGGAAUUUUGGCUUGGCCUUGAAAAGCUGCAUCAGCUCACCAGUAGCGCCCCCGUUCCCUAUGAACUGAGGGUGGAUUUACGAACGCACAAUGAGUCUGCCUAUGCCAUCUAUGACCUCUUCCAGGUGGGCUCCAGCAGGGAUCGAUACAAGCUCUCCGUGGGGAAGUACAGAGGCACCGCUGGGGAUGCCAUGACUUACCACAAUGGUUGGAGAUUUACCACCUGGGACAGGGACAGCGACAUCGCUCUCAGCAACUGCGCAAUCACACAUCACGGUGGCUGGUGGUAUAAGAACUGCCACUUGGCCAAUCUGAAUGGCAAAUAUGGCGAAGACAAGCACAGUGAGGGAAUUAACUGGGAGCCAUGGAAAGGCCACUUGUUCUCCAUCCCUUACACCGAGAUGAAGUUCCGUCCACGCUCACACCCAAUCUUGGGUAGAAAAAGGAGAUCUCUAGCAGGGAAGGAACCCAGGGUUUAAAAUGGAUGAAAUGUGGUGCUUGUCAAGUGAAACAUGGCAAUGCAAUAUCAUGUAACCAUGUGACCUUGUGCUCCUUAUUUUAGUACAUUUAUAAUUGCAUACAACUGGUUACAGGCUUCCUCAGAAGAAUUAUCUGGUUUAAUUGGUUGGGAUCAGUACAGAACCUGCACUGCACUGUGAGUGAAAUUUGAAAAGAAUAAGGUAGGAGACUAAGGGCUGGCUCAGAAUUCUUCUUCUUGUGGAGGGCCAUGUCUAUCGAGGCUCCCUCUGCUUGUAGUGGCCUCUGGUUCUGAUAGCUACCAUGGAUCAGGAAGGCCCAUUCCAGCCCUCCAAUUGUUCCAUGUUCUUGACAAGAACUUCCCCCACAGCAGGAUCUUGCUUUUCCUUGCCAGAGAAAACAAAGAAGUCACCACACCAUCUCUUUUCCUUCUUUGCUCUCUCUCUUGGGUGGCUUUGCUUAUUCUGCUCAACAAGGACCCAAUUGGUCUGCUGUUCUCUGAUUUCUGAGAUGUAGCUUUGCAAAACCCAAGGUGCUAAUUUAACAUAUUUUUCUAUCCAUGGUGUUCCCUGCAAGACAAUUGUCAAGUCACCAAAAGCCAACAGUAUCAAACUCUCAAGUGCUGCUGAGAAUGAUGCGGUUGUACCUCAAAGAUGCCUCUCCUAAAUAAAGCACGACCUUUCUAGCUUUCCAUUUGCUCUUUUUCAGGGCCGACCCUGUCCAUGAGGCAAGGUGAGGCAAGUGCCUCAAGUGGCAAAAGCGCAUGAGGUGGGGCCCCAUCCUGCAGGCAGAGAAGUGGCACCACCAGUAGCAGCACUGGUUUCUGGCUAGAUCUCACCAAAUCUCACAUGAUCUCACUGAAAUAUUGCAAGAUCUCACAGAGCAAGUGAGAUCUCACUGGAAGCCAGCACUGCUGCGCAAUGCAGAUGA
Molecule: messenger RNA, 3765 nt
Organism: Podarcis raffonei (Aeolian wall lizard)
Lineage: Eukaryota; Metazoa; Chordata; Lepidosauria; Squamata; Lacertidae
Gene: TNN
Product: tenascin N
Exons: 14
Coding region: 15-2837 (940 amino acids)
Molecular function (GO): protein binding
Source: RefSeq, a predicted model, not a curated record